Penaeus monodon (black tiger shrimp) is the source of this 2004-nucleotide messenger RNA. RefSeq names its product protein TEX261-like. NCBI's taxonomy places the organism in Eukaryota, Metazoa, Arthropoda, Malacostraca, Decapoda, Penaeidae. Gene Ontology annotation, cellular component: endoplasmic reticulum membrane; COPII-coated ER to Golgi transport vesicle; Golgi membrane. Gene Ontology annotation, molecular function: COPII receptor activity. The transcript is spliced from 6 exons. Bases 137 to 745 code for a protein of 202 amino acids. Gene Ontology annotation, biological process: endoplasmic reticulum to Golgi vesicle-mediated transport. The record is from RefSeq and is a predicted model, not a curated record.
AGCCGUAGGAGAAACAUUUGGAAGGAACUGAACGCUCGCCUCUUCUCUUUCAUUAAGUCAUUGUUUACUCGUAAAACAAUCACGUGAAAUACUUGGGUCAGAAGAAGAAGAACUAACCACUCGUGAUAUACAAAAAAUGGCAGCGUUCCUUUAUUUAUUAUCGUGGAUAUCGACUGUGGUUCAUAUAUGCUUAGGAACUCUUGCUCUCGCUGCAGCCUUAUAUUAUUUGGCAGAGUUAGUAGAGGAGUAUACAAGUACAGCUGCAAAAGUGUUACGAUAUUCAAUAUGGGGAACUAUAGGCUUGUACGUGUUACUCUUUCUGUUUGAGAGCUUACCGUCAACUGUGGUCUUCUGCGGUCUCGUCUCCCAGCUGGUACAUCUGUCCAUUUUAAGAACCUUCCCCUAUUUUUUCCUCACGUCAUUGCCCUUCAUUUUAGGUGUUGUUAUGUUUAUCGUCAAUCACUACUUGGCUUUCUCGUUCUUCGCGGCAUAUUAUUACCCAGCAUCAGAGGUUUUGGCAUACUUCACACUUUUUGUCUGGUUGGUUCCCUUUGGAUUCUUCAUCUCACUUUCAGCCAAUGAGAAUGUCUUGCCAACACAUGCUGAGUCCCGGCCAUUACUAUCAAAUGAUGAUGACUUCGUUACUGGCUACUUCAACAAGAAGGGAAAGAGGUACGGCUUGCUCUCCUUCUUCAAUUAUCUCAAAGAAGAGUUCUUCCCGCAGCGAGGAAAGAAAGCCUUCUAGCCCUAGGGAGGAAGGUGACAUCAGGUGCUUUUAUGGGUCGCAGCCUCUUCCAGUCGGACUGUUUCAUCACGCAGUGAAUGCUUGACGAAUUAUACACGUUAUUGUGACCAGGUGUGAAAAUCUUCAGGGCUAAUUGGUGAUGAGCAGGAAAACAGAACUUGUUGAUAGUCCCCUCAGCCAGGAGGCAUUAGAAUAUCACUUGAAGUAAGGAGGUGUUCGUGUUUGAAAGGACUGUGCAGUAAGAAGGAAUGUACCGAUAGUGCACAAUAUGUAUCAUGCAGCCUACAGUUGUUCAAUAGAUUUCAGAAUAUUCAAGCAUCUACUCAUGAUAUUUUACAGCUGGUAGAGCCAGUCAUUCUUGUCUUUUGGGUAACUUAUUGUCAUUACUAUUGCUUAUUUGAAUGUAUGCUUUUCUUGUUUGCAAGCUGAAAUAUACAGAGUAUUCUGGGGGGAUAAAAAACAGUCCAUCUUCUGUAAAUAGGAAAUGUUAAUCUUAUAUCUCACAAUCUUGUAAUGAGAGCUUAUUUAUGACAAUAGAGUUAGAUGAAUAAUUAAUUAUUCUUGAACCAAUAUCUUUUCUUGUAAACCAGGUGUUGCAAGUUUGAAAUGUUUUUUUCUUUCUUUCUUUCUUUCUCUCUUUUUCUUUCUUUUCUUUUCAUUUCCUUUUGAUUUCUUUUCUUUCUUUUUUCUAUUUUUCCUUCCUUAACUUUGCCAUAUUGUGAAAUCACUACCUGUAUGUUAUACACAUUAUGAAAAUAAACUGAUUAUUCGAAAAUUCAGGCAUCAGAUUUUCUAAAUUCACAUCUAUGGUAGUAAAAAGAGAUAAAAAGAAUAAUGAGUGAAAAUUCGUAAUAUUUUAAAAUACUCCUGAGAGAUGUGGACAAGUUGUGUUAUUUGAUAAUUUAAGAAACUGAAAAGUUAUGAUGUUUAGUAAUUAUGUAUUUACUCAUAUCGCAUCAUUUAACCCGCUGGGGCAAAAAAAUUGCUGUUGAGCACUUUUACCAGAGACUGUAUGAGCAUUGCCAGCUAGCGACAGGGAUCAGCACGCAAGUGCAAGAGCGAGUGAUGACAGCGAGAGCCAUAUCUGGUACUAAGCCAGAAUAUUUCAUGACGGGUUAGAGGCAUUUCCGUUGGCAUGGGGUCGUGUGCUGGAAUUCUGGUUUUUGGAAGAAAGUGCACUUCAGUGGGAUGUUCUGAUAUCAUAUUUUCUCUGCCUAUGUUUAGGUUUUGCCAAGUUCCUUCAAGCAAAGUGUAGUGGG